GACCAUCGUUGACUACCGAUAAGAAGGAUCCACCGAGGUGCACGGAGAUGCACAUUGCACAGAUAAGACUCAUCCAACCACAUCUUUACAAUUUUCGCUUUCACCUCCUUGUAGCGACUGUCAAGGCGGCUCGAGACAUGGGAUUCUGCUGAAGGAGGUGCGGUGGUCGAUUUUCAAAGGUCGGUCGUCUCUCCUGCCCAGCGUUGGCUGUCCCACUCACCCAAUCGAUCUCGUUUGCCCUCUCGAGCGACUUCGAGGCGUGCAUAGGUCGAUCAGCCUCACCGACCGUGUUUAUCUGCCUCCAACAUACAGAUCGACAAUCACUGCAACACCUCACGUUAGUGACAAGUGUCCAUGUCGUCACGGAACACUCGGCCUUGAUGCUCGCAGAGAUCAAUCGGAGGUAAAAGCACCAAAGCUUUGUAUACAGCCAGCACGCGGUCCAGAACAUUCAAAGGCUUGGACCAGAAGCAAUAUCGUGGGAAUUGUAUAACAGCUCCGAGGAAACAGGUUGGAAAGGCUCGACCUUAAGUAUUUGUCCAGCUAUUUGAUGCCAUCUUGCAGCGAUACUUCGCCUCGGAGCUCAACAACGAUCGACUGGAUCUUGCUAAGAACAUUCAGACCCAUAUUUGUUCCGUUAUCAGCAACGCCAUGGCCGAAAUCAGACGGCAGCUUGGAUUCUACCCUUCUUGAUUCGUCCAUUGGAAUUCGAAUCUUGAGGCAGAUCUGCCGCGGAUUUGCUGGUCUAAAGGCACCCUGGUCUUGAAGCGAGUCCGAGGUGCGUCCCCGGAGAAAGCAUACCAACGUCAUAUCGUACUUGGGAUUCACCAAGGAGAGUGAUGCCCAAGACCGAGGGGACGCUUGGAAGUGUGUAUAUGUAUCUUGCCCAAACCCUGUUUCAAAUAUACUAUCAUCAACCUUCGAAAACUUCUUGAAGAGGUCACCGACGACCUAUUUCCUGAAGCCCACAGCAUCGUCAGCCACUCCCACCAACAAGGACAGAUUGCAUUCUUCACCAUGGGCUUCCGCAUCGCUACACUCUUCAAGGCUCCAGAGGUCAACCCCAUCACUCUGAAGGCUCGGUCCAUUCCGUUCUUCAACCUCGUUAACAUCUAUGGUCGCGUGUUCUUCUUCUCGUGGUUCGGCUUCUUCGUCGCCUUCUGGUCGUGGUAUGCUUUUCCACCACUGUUGCAUGACACCAUCCAAAAGGAUCUCAAGUUGACCAAGAUCGAUGUGUCCAACUCCAACAUCAUUGCGCUUACCGCCACACUGCUGGUCCGUCUGAUUGCUGGACCGUCCUGCGACAGGUUCGGACCGCGAUACACGUUCGUCGGAUGCCUCCUUCUCGGCGCCAUUCCUACCUUCCUAUCCGGCACAGCGUAUAACAAAGGUGAACUCUUUGCUCUCCGAUUCUUCAUCGGUGUACUGGGUGGCAGCUUCGUGCCCUGUCAGGUGUGGUCGACUGGGUUCUUCGACAAGAAUGUUGUCGGUACGGCAAAUGCUGUCGCUGCAGGCUUCGGUAAUGCUGGAGGUGGCGUGACGUACUUCCUCAUGCCAUCGAUAUACGACUCUUUAUUGAACCGAGGUUUGACUCCUCAUACUGCUUGGCGUGUUGCGUUCGUUGUCCCGGGCAUCAUCAUUGUCUUCGUGGCUCUCUGUAUUCUCUUCCUUUGCGAGGAUACCCCCAGCGGCAAAUGGAGUGAGCGUCACACCAUUGCUCAGGCAAACCUUGCAGCACAUGGCGUCAACGCUACCUUGGUGGACGCACCAAAGGCAGGAAUCAUGGACAAGCCUACGUCGUCUGGCGGCACAGCCUCACCAUCAAGCAUGGACGCACAGGAGAAGAUGCAAUUCGACGCCACGGGAGAGCGUAAAGUGUCUCGUUAUGCCGAUCACGAAGCUCAAUUGACGGAGCAGCAAAUGCUCGACACCGCACGCGGUGAGAUUGUCGUGAAACCAACGCCCAAGGAGGUCUUUGGCGUCAUGUUCUCACCGCAAACGCUCGUGGUCGCCUUCUGCUACUUCUGCAGCUUCGGCGCCGAGUUGUCCAUCAACAGCAUUCUUGGUUCCUACUACCAAAAGAAUUUCAAGUCGUUGGGACAGACCACUUCUGGACAAUGGGCUGCCAUGUUCGGCCUGCUCAACGCGGUCUACCGUCCUCUCGGCGGCAUCAUCGCCGACUUGUUGUACAGGCAGUUCCACAUCGUCUGGAUCAAGAAGACCUGGAUACAUACCCUCGGUGUUAUUACAGGUGUUCUCCUGAUUGUCAUUGGCGUGCUUAACCCCCACGACCAAAACACCAUGUUCGGGUUGAUUGCUGGUAUGGCGUUCUUCCUUGAAGCAGGCAACGGCGCCAACUUCGCCCUGGUGCCCCACGUCAACCCCCAUGCCAACGGCGUCGUUUCUGGCAUGACCGGUGCUUGUGGAAACUUUGGCGGUAUCAUCUUUGCCAUCAUCUUCCGCUACAACCCAACCAGCUACGCCAAGCCGUUCUGGAUCAUUGGAGUUAUUUCCAUUGCUAUGAAUCUGGCUCUUUGCUGGAUCCCGCCGGUGUCUAAGAAGCAAAUCGGAGGACGAUAAGCUUUGGAGUUGAAUGGUUUUCGGGAGAUAUGAAUGAACGACGUAUGAUGGUUGUAUCAGUACCUGGAUCAGCGAACUGGGCUUAAGUAGACUGCCCCAGUGCGAGCCAAAAUCGAGAGGUUGAGCUUAAGAUUAGGCUUCUUGGACAUUUGAUGGAUUUUUCUCCGGAGCCUUGCUAGACUUAUAUCAAGAUUACUUUGCACGCGA
Messenger RNA from Exophiala xenobiotica, 2787 nucleotides. RefSeq lists its product as uncharacterized. Gene Ontology annotation, cellular component: membrane. Gene Ontology annotation, molecular function: nitrite transmembrane transporter activity; nitrate transmembrane transporter activity. The record is from RefSeq and is a predicted model, not a curated record. Gene Ontology annotation, biological process: nitrite transport; nitrate transmembrane transport. NCBI's taxonomy places the organism in Eukaryota, Fungi, Ascomycota, Eurotiomycetes, Chaetothyriales, Herpotrichiellaceae. The transcript is spliced from 3 exons. Bases 1018 to 2580 code for a protein of 520 amino acids.